Messenger RNA from Verruconis gallopava, 953 nucleotides. RefSeq lists its product as uncharacterized. The record is from RefSeq and is a predicted model, not a curated record. Lineage: Eukaryota; Fungi; Ascomycota; Dothideomycetes; Venturiales; Sympoventuriaceae. The coding region runs from base 227 to 697 and encodes 156 amino acids. The transcript has a single exon.
CCUCUCUUCCGUGUUUGGACUUGCCCGUCAGACGGUGCGCAAAACAGACAAACGACCGAGCAAGGAAACACAGGGACGAGGCCCGGCCGGCUGAUGAUGGGACGAGAAGGAAGAUGGGCGUUUGCGCGAGCCCAGAAGCGGACGACGCACCAGACGACCGCAGGAGCUCCAAGUUUAGCGCAGAAGAGCCCGGCAGCGACUGCACCUGGUGGGUGUCGGGCGCGCGAUGGGGGGGGCUAGGAGGGGCGAGUUCGCGGAGGUGGUUGGCUGGAUGAGUUGGGAGCAGGCGGGUCAGCCUGAUCGUGGGCGAGAGCGCGAGCACCAGCGUCAGCGUCAGCAUGCACUUCUGUGCGUGCGUGGAUGUGUGCUUUUGGGUGCGAGUGCGAGCGCGUGUGGUGCUCACCAGCCUCACCGCACGCCGGGCCACUGUUGUGCCAGGCAGACGAUGCAGUCGGCCGAUCAAUCGCGGCCCAGCAGUGGCUCUGCACGACCUCGCCUUCUGACUGCUGCUCAGCUCCCGUCGCUCGCUCAACGGCUCCGCAAAAAACGCCCAAGGCAGACGCGUCCGGGACGUGCGAAAGAUAAAAAUAUAAUGGAACGUCAGAAGAGAGGCUUCGAGACAAGAGUCGAACGCUGCUCGUUCGGGAAGCAGGCCCGGCCAAAGACGACCAAACUGCCAAAAAAAAGACGCUCGUAAAGGCGCAAAAGCGUGGAGAGGUGCAAAGCGCACGUAUGCUUCCCCCCUUCAGCGAGAGAGGAUCGUCGCAAAAGAAGAGAAGAAGAGCAAGACAAGAGGCAGAGCGACAGGCCUCAACAGACGAUUUGGCGGCGCCCAAAGGAAGAAAGGGCAGCGAGUCGUGUGUGUCUUUCUCACCAGCGAAGAUGCGGCGGUGUAGUAAUAGUGACAAUGAUAGUAGUCGUCGCAAGUGGUUCUCGCUCGGUCCCCAACAAGC